AUGCCAAAGGGGCCCAAAAUAGACGGAUCUCAUGUGAUCGAGGCCUGCGAAGCCGCCCAGUGCGAAAGAAACCCGAAUCUAGCCAAGAUCGCACGGAAAUAUGAUAUUUCGUACGAGAUACUGCGCGGUCGCAUUUGCCGGGCUCAACAGGCUCGUAGCGCCCGCAUACCUAAAAACAAGGCUCUUGAUGAGUAUCAGGGGAAAGCUCUGGUCCAAUGGACCCUUCGUAUGCGUGAUUUAUAUCGCCCCGUUACCCUUGAGAUGCUCACAGAGUGGGCGAGUCCGGUCCUCGUACGUGCUGGUUCAAAUCAGGAAGUCAGUAACAUGUGGGCGUAUCAUUACGAUAGAAGACUCCCAGCAUAUCUUAUCUUAAGCCCUGUGAUACAGAGAAUGAAGGAUAUGAAACAUCUUGACGCAGAUGAUGUAGCAUACCAACAGCACCGGUAUGAUCAGCCUGCGAACGUACUCAAAGGUCUCCCAUCACACGUAAUCUAUAAAUUCGAUGAAUGCGGCUUCCAACCCGGCCAGGGAAGGGCUCGGAAGGAUGUUGGCAGGAAGGAAAGAUGCCCUGAGCUCGCUGGGUUCGAUCAUACUCAAAAUACCACAGCGAUCGAGUGUAUCGCUACUAAUGGGAGGGAUCAUGGAGUCGCUGUACCUUUUCUGAGGCGAGAAGUUCAUGGAAAGUUGGUAUGA
Messenger RNA from Penicillium soppii, 693 nucleotides. Its product is annotated as transcriptional regulator family: Centromere protein B DNA-binding region. NCBI's taxonomy places the organism in Eukaryota, Fungi, Ascomycota, Eurotiomycetes, Eurotiales, Aspergillaceae. The coding region runs from base 1 to 693 and encodes 230 amino acids. The record is from RefSeq and is a predicted model, not a curated record. The transcript has a single exon.